GGGUUUAAAAUAAAAGUUACUAAGAGGUUAAAUAACCAUCAUAUCGGUAGAAAUGUGGGUAACGCAGGUUACAAAACAGACAGGAUUAGUAACAAGAAAAAGUCUAGUCACAAGUUAGACGCCUCUUGAAGCUGAUUGGCUGUUCUCCCUAAACAUAGUCAUGUGACAAACAAAAGCAGGAAGAACACACAAGCGGUCCAACAUGAGAGCAGCCCUCCUGUGUGUCCUCCUGGCGGCUCCAGUGCUGCUGGUUGCAGGAAGCCCAGUUUAUAAAUCCGACAAUGGGACCGUACCACUGGUGAUCUGGCAUGGGAUGGGCGACAGCUGUUGUAACCCGCUCAGCAUGGGGGCCAUGAAGAAGAUGAUCGAGGAGGAAAUCUCUGGCAUCUACGUGCUCUCACUGAUGAUUGGGAAGAAUGUCGUUCAGGACACAGAAAAUGGGUUUUUCCUGGAUGUGAAUGAGCAGGUGUCCAUGGCGUGCAGUCAGCUGACCCAGGACCCCCAGCUGAAGGGAGGGUACAACGCCAUGGGCUUCUCCCAGGGGGCGCAGUUUCUGAGAGCCGUGGCUCAGCGCUGUCCCUCUCCACCAAUGAAAACCCUGAUCUCUGUCGGGGGCCAGCACCAAGGAGUGUACGGGCUGCCCCGGUGUCCCGGAGAGAGCUCCCAUAUCUGUGACAUGAUCCGCAAAGCUCUGAACAGCGGAGCUUACAGCGACUUGGUUCAGAAACACCUGGUGCAGGCCCAGUACUGGCACGACCCGCUGAACGACGACCUGUACAAGAAGCACAGCCUCUUCCUGGCCGACAUCAACCAGGAGAGGGCAGUGAAUGAGACGUAUAAGAAGAACCUCCAGCUGCUGGAGAAGUUCGUCAUGGUGAAGUUCCUGCAGGACACCGUGGUGGACCCUGUCGAUACAGAGUGGUUUGGCUUCCUGAAGACUGGACAGGCCAAAGAGACUGAAACUCUACAGGAGAGCCUUCUCUACAAGGAGGAUCGUCUGGGUCUGGCUGCCAUGGACAAAGCUGGAAAGCUGGAUUUUCUUGCGACCAAGGGAGACCACCUGCAGUUCUCCAGAGAGUGGUUCACCGCAAACCUGGUGCCUUAUCUACAGUAAAACCCUUCCAGUCUGUCAUCUCAGAGACAUAAUAGCUGACGUAAACUAUUCUAUUUUAAGAGCAAUAUAUUGCAAGUUAAGAGUAAAAGCUUACCGACUAAGCAGGGAUUCAGAACUCUCAAUCCAUUCCUAUUGCACUGAUUUUGUCGCAUGUUGGUUUUUUUUAUGUUAAUUUUAGAAAUUGUUCACAUUUCCACUGUUAUUUCCACUGUGAGCUGUUAUGGUCAUGUUUUGUUUCCUAAAUGUAGUGAGACUUUUUAUUGUAUUAGUUGUAGGAGCCUAAUGUACAUCAUCUAACAGCCUCUGUACAGAUUGUGUUUAAUCCAAUAAAGACAAAGCACAUUA
Molecule: messenger RNA, 1459 nt
Organism: Gymnodraco acuticeps
Lineage: Eukaryota; Metazoa; Chordata; Actinopteri; Perciformes; Bathydraconidae
Gene: ppt1
Product: palmitoyl-protein thioesterase 1 (ceroid-lipofuscinosis, neuronal 1, infantile)
Exons: 10
Coding region: 203-1114 (303 amino acids)
Biological process (GO): protein depalmitoylation; receptor-mediated endocytosis
Cellular component (GO): lysosome
Molecular function (GO): palmitoyl-(protein) hydrolase activity
Source: RefSeq, a predicted model, not a curated record